GAAAUUUUUUAAAGAAAGUAGUUUUUUAUUAUUAUCAAAGGAUAUUAUUUCAUUUGGAUUCCAUGCAGAUAUCCUUGAAAUGUGAACUCUUUUAAUAAUUUGUAAUAGAGGGAAAUAAUUUUUCGAAAAUGGUUGCAGCCGGUGUUGUAUGGUGUCUUCGUGAUAAUCAAUGGGUCCCUAUGCAAUUAUCUUCAAUACGAUUAAAUGGGGUCUUAACAAACGCACAUUGGACAGCGGUAAAUGAAUUAUUACAACAAUUAGCGAAUCAACAAUUAAUUAUACAAGAUACAGGUAGUGGAUUUAAAGAACUUACGGACUUACAAAAAAGUUCUUUAACAAUUCUUCCUCCAAUAUGUAAUGAUAAUCAACGAAUUAUAACUGAAGAACAAUUAUUAGAUAAAUUAAAUGUUGUUGCGCCUGUUGGUGAAGUUGUCAGACCAGCAUCUCCUGUAAACGAUGUUACUGGGGAUGAUAGUCAAACUACCACAAUCCCACAAAUAAUUAUCCAAGAUGAUUCAACAGUAUUAUAUAAUAAUUCUAAUGUAUUUAUUGAAUCUAAUUUAUUAAAUAGUAAUAAAAAUAGUAAUGUUAGUGUAAUUGGACGAUUUACGGUUGAAAAUACGUCGGAAAAUAAUUUAAUUCAAGAUGAAAAUAGUGCAAUUAUUAAUAGUGAUAAAAAUAUUGAUAGUUCCUCUUCUAAACCUAAAAGUAGUUCGUCGUCAAGAACUUCGUCAGUUGUGAUCGAUGAACUUGUGGAACAUUUAUUAGAAAAAUAUAAAACAGUGAAUUUAGGUAGCAUGGACUUACUAAAUAUUAAAUGUGAUACUAUUCAAGAAAAUAUCGAAUCUGAUUGUACUCAAACCUUACCACCAACGAAUCGUCCGAUGAAGAAGUUUAGUAUGAGUGCACUUUUAACUGAAGAAGAGCAACAGCGUCAAGCGGCUACAAAUCCAACACGUAAAUGGUCCUUACCAAUGUUACGUAAACGUUCUCGAAUUGUUGAUGAUGAGAAACAUGAGAAUAUUUUAUAUUGGUUGCAACAACAAGAGGAGAAAAGUGAUAAAAAGCCAAAAGAAAAUCGUAAAUGGUCGCUACCAAUGAAUUGGAAAAUGAAUAAAGAUGUUGAGACAUCCCCUGCAAGCCGUGGAGAUGAUAUCUUAUAUUCGUUAUCUCAUGAUCAAGGAAAAGUUAAAACGAAGGAAAAUACAAGGAAAUGGUCACUACCUAUUAAUUGGCGUAGUCCGAAAAUUGUAACCGAAUCGAUGUAUCCUGAUCGUAAAUGGAGUAGUUCGAAAAUUGUAACCGAAUCGAUGUAUCCUGAUCGUAAAUGGCGUAGUUCGAAAAAUGAACCCGAAAUGAUUUAUCCUGAUCGUAAAUGGCGUAGUCCGAAAAAUGUACCCGAAAUGAUUUAUCCUGAUAAAAAUGAAAAUAUUUUAUAUUGGUUAACACACCAGCAAGAUAAAUUGAAUUCGGGAUCUCCGUCGUCAACAAUUAAUUCGGUUAGUAAAAAAGAUGUGAAAAAUCGUCGAUUUUCACUUUCUUUUGAGGAGGAUUUAAAAUCACGUCGUAAUAUGGUUUAUCGUGGUGAUCAUCGCCGAAGAAGUUCUUCGUCGGAGUUAUUUACUGAUUUAAAAAUUGGCGACGAUAGUGGUAUCGAUGAUUCGUGUCGUAGUUCAUGCGAUAGUGGCGAUGAUUUUCGUACAAAUCAAAGUACUACACGUCAAAUGAUUACAUCAUAUUGGCGUAGACAAUUUGUGCAUAAUACAACGCGAAAACUGAGUACAGGAUCAUCGGAAGCGUAUUGUGUUUUAACAUCUGAACCAUGGUAUUUCCGCAAAAUAAAACGAAUUGAAGCUGAAAAGAAACUAUUGCUACCCGAAAAUGAUCAUGGAGCAUUUUUAAUACGUGAUUCUGAAAGCCGACAUAAUGAUUAUUCACUUUCAGUUCGUGAUGGGGAUACAGUGAAACAUUAUCGUAUACGACAAUUAGAUGAAGGUGGAUUUUUCAUUGCUCGACGAACAACAUUCCGAACAUUACAAGAAUUGGUCGAACAUUACAGUCGUGAUGCUGAUGGUUUAUGUGUAAAUCUCUGCAAACCAUGUGUACAAGUUGAAAAACCACAACCAGAAGGUUUAUCACAUCGUACUCGUGAUCAAUGGGAAAUUGACCGAUCAUCAUUGAAAUUCGUUAGGAAAUUAGGACAUGGGCAAUUUGGUGAAGUAUGGGAAGGUUUAUGGAACAACACAACACCAGUCGCUAUAAAAACAUUAAAACCUGGUACAAUGGAUCCAAAAGAUUUCUUAGCUGAAGCACAAAUUAUGAAAAAAUUACGUCAUCCAAAAUUAAUACAAUUGUAUGCUGUUUGUACAAUGGAAGAACCGAUUUAUAUUAUCACAGAAUUAAUGAAAAAUGGUUCAUUAUUAGAAUUCUUACAAGGAAAAGGACGUGGACUCAAAUUACAACAGUUAAUAGAUAUGGCCGCCCAAAUAGCAGCUGGAAUGGCAUAUUUAGAAUCACAAAAUUAUAUACAUCGUGAUCUUGCUGCAAGAAAUGUAUUAGUAGCUGAAAGUAACGUCGUUAAAAUUGCCGAUUUCGGUUUAGCAAGAUUGAUUAAGGAGGAUGAAUAUGAAGCACGUGUUGGAGCCAGAUUCCCAAUAAAAUGGACAGCGCCUGAAGCGGCCAAUUAUAGUAAAUUCUCAAUCAAAUCAGAUGUAUGGUCAUUUGGUAUUCUUUUAACUGAACUUGUCACAUAUGGUCGAAUUCCAUAUCCAGGUAUGACAAAUGCCGAAGUGUUACAUCAAGUGGAACAUGGAUAUCGUAUGCCUCCACCACCUGGUUGUCCAAACACAUUAUACGACAUUAUGUUAGAAUGUUGGCAUAAAGAUCCAAUGAAACGACCAACAUUUGAAACAUUACAAUGGAAACUUGAAGAUUUCUUUACAAUGGAAGGAUCUGAAUAUAAAGAAGCAUCAGCAUACUGAGGACACGCAAUCGUCGGCUCCUCAAUAACCAACAACACUAAUGGUGGGGGUGUUAGGAGAUCGACGUCUUCUCGUCCACGAGAACUUAUAUAUUAAAAUUGAAGACCCAAAAAUAAAAAACUAAUCUAUGGACAAAUGAAAUUUAAAAAAAAAAUAUUCAACACAACAAAUUCUAAACUGCCAUAAAACUUAAAAAAAUUAAAACAAGUAAUUAGCAAUUUUUUGAGCUAAAUAAUUAUUUGUACAAUAUUUUUAUGGAUAAAAAUAUUUUGAUAAACGAAAAAUGAACGUUAUUAGGUGUGUGACUACAUAAAAACUUUUGAUGUAUCAAUUUAUAAAUCGACGACGAAGUUUUUACUUGUAUGUACAAAAAAAUUAGUAGUUUUCGAAUUCGAUUAACGAACAAAAUGGAAUAUAUUUUAAAAUGUCUUCCCUUGUAAGUGUUUUUCGUAAAAACGUGACGUAGUGAAAAACUUACGAAAAUGAUGUUAAAACUUUUUAAAAUUUAUUAAAAUGUGGUUCACAAACGUUUGAGUCAUAUCAAGAAGUGCAUCCUAUUUUAAUAAUGGAGAAACUGGCAUAUUUAUGUCUUUGAUCCAAGAAAAUAAAACAGAAACAUCGACAAAGUUUGAAAUUAUUAAUUACAAAUUAAAAAUUUAAAUGUAGUGAAAGCACAUUUGUUGUGAAAUGUUUGAAUUUUCUUGGAUUAAUUUUAAAAUAAUAAUUUAUGAAAUCUUUUCUUGAAAUUUUUCGUCGAAUAUCGAAUUUAUCGUGUUCACUCGCUUGUUUGAUAUUGUUGCACCUCUCUAUUGAUAAUGUAGUUCGGUUCCCAUUAUUUAAAAAAGGAUAAUCUCAUUAAAAAGUUUUAAUGUCAACUUUAGGUUGAAUUUUGUAAAUAAAAUUAUCGUAAAGUACAUCUCACACCUAAUUAAGUACAUUUUUAUAUUUAAAAAAAUUUGAUAAAUGCACAAUAAUUAAUUAAUUAAUUAAUUUUACACGAACAACAUGUAAAGAAAAAAAUUUUUUCUCUAAAAACGUACACAC
Chrysoperla carnea is the source of this 4025-nucleotide messenger RNA. Its product is annotated as cytoplasmic tyrosine-protein kinase BMX-like. The record is from RefSeq and is a predicted model, not a curated record. The coding region runs from base 129 to 2981 and encodes 950 amino acids. Gene Ontology annotation, cellular component: extrinsic component of cytoplasmic side of plasma membrane. Lineage: Eukaryota; Metazoa; Arthropoda; Insecta; Neuroptera; Chrysopidae. The transcript has 7 exons. Gene Ontology annotation, biological process: protein phosphorylation; cell differentiation; innate immune response. Gene Ontology annotation, molecular function: non-membrane spanning protein tyrosine kinase activity; ATP binding; signaling receptor binding.